AUGUCGGCUUCGCUGCUGGAGCAGCUGCGCGCGGCGCACGAGGAGGUGGAGCGCCUGGAGCGCGCGACGUCGCAGAUUUUUCUUCUGCAGGACCAGAAGUGCGGCACGGCGGGCGCGGCGUCCUCCGCCGCGGGGCUGCUCAAAGGCGAAAAGCGGAAGCGCGAGCGGCUGCGGCUCGACUGGGCUGCGUCGGACUUGCUGGAACGCAUGCGGGAGAGCGCCCAAAAGUGCCUGCGCAUCUACGAAGACGGCGACAGCCUGCGGAAGGACGAGAUCUCCUUCCUCGCUGGUCAGCGCGAGGGCAGCGUCGGCAACGACGUCUGGAUCAACUUUUACGAGAAAAUCAGACAAAUCCGCGAAUUCCACCGCAAACGCGCCAUGGUCGCCGCCGCCCAGGGAACCGACGUCAACGCCCUCUUCGAGGUCAAAGACUUGCAGGCGAUUGUGGAAGAAGCUAACCAGACUCCGUACCUGGAUGGCGUCUUCGACGAGGCUGAGCAGUACGGAGAGAUGUUAAACCUCCACGAGUUCUUCUCGACUUUCAUCAACUGGAAGCCGAUGCGAUCCUACAAGGUCAACGAGGCGAAGAAAGCAGAGACGGCGCGUCUGCUGAAGCGCGGCCUGACGGAGGAGGAGGUUGCCGAGCGCCUGAAGGACAGCCGCUUCGAAGAGGAUUUGAUCGACUACAUCUCCUAUUUGAAGUCAUUUCAUCUCUUCUCCACGAUUCCGCGCGCCCUCAAGUACCGCUCGCCCGAAUACCUCGCGUACCUCAAAGCCGUUGCCGCCUAUCUGCGCGACUUCUUUCAGCGACGGAAUCCUCUCGCUGACCAUGAGCAGGUCCAGAAGAAGUUCGCCGAGCAGUUCCAGGAGCAGUGGGCUGCGAAGGAGGUCCCAGGCUGGCAGACCGCCACCACCUCGCUGCCUCUAUACUGCAGGCCGACUGAUCGCGUCUUCCUCACCGAAGGCACCAAGCAAUCGCACAUGCAAGGAAAGAAAUACAAGAAGGCACUCGUGGAGUUCUCCAAGCUGUCGAGAGAAGAGCAGGAGAAGCACGAGGAGGACUCGCAGGCGCACGACAAAGAGAUCGCCGAGUCCGAGUUCCUCGUCAACGCCUACAAGGAAAUCCUCGAAGACGUCGUUGAGCGCACCGUGGCGUAUCACCACAAGAAGCAGUCGAGGACGGCGGAGGAGCUCGAGGAAGAAAAUCAAAAGACGGACGCCGAAGAGGACGCCGCCAAGGCUGUCGGCGACGCAGAAAGAGACAGCGAAGACGAGGAGGACGACCAACCUGUCUACAACCCGCUCAACCUCCCUCUAGGCUUUGACGGCCGGCCGAUUCCCUUCUGGCUGUAUAAGCUGCACGGCCUGGGUCAGGAGUUCAAAUGCGAAAUCUGCGGCAACUUCUCCUACUGGGGGAGGCGCGCCUUCGAGCGACACUUCAUGGAAUGGCGCCACGCCUUCGGCAUGCGCUGCCUCCGCAUUCCAAACACGACGCACUUCAAGGAAAUCACCAAGAUCGAGGACGCCAUCAAGUUGUAUGAGAAACUGAAGAAGGACGCCGAAGGCCAGACCUUCAAGGACGAGCAAGAGCUGGAGUGCGAGGACUCGCAGGGUAACGUGAUGAGUCUCCGCGCCUACGAGGAUCUGCGACGACAGGGCCUCCUCUGA
Besnoitia besnoiti is the source of this 1668-nucleotide messenger RNA. RefSeq names its product putative splicesome-associated protein. Gene Ontology annotation, biological process: mRNA splicing, via spliceosome. Gene Ontology annotation, cellular component: spliceosomal complex; nucleus. Gene Ontology annotation, molecular function: RNA binding; zinc ion binding. The transcript has 9 exons. The coding region runs from base 1 to 1668 and encodes 555 amino acids. Lineage: Eukaryota; Apicomplexa; Conoidasida; Eucoccidiorida; Sarcocystidae. The record is from RefSeq and is a predicted model, not a curated record.